AUGCCGUGGGUGGCGCGGCUCCUGUCCAUGGCAUGCGUCUCCGUGGCGACGAAGAUGGAGUAUUGCGUGCCGGCAAUGUCAGAACUCGACGCCGGCGGCGGCUACGAGUUCUGCUCCGCCUCCGUCUGUCGGAUGGAGCCGCUCGUGCUGUCAACCCUCGGUUGGCGCAUGGCCGCUGUUACGCCCUUCCACUACCUCCCCUGCUUCUCUGACCGACACGACGGCCGCGGCGGCGGCGGGCAUGACCUCGCCCGCGUGGCCCUCAAGUCCAUCGGCUUCAUCUUUGCCACAACCAAAGCCGGCAGUGUGCUAGAUUACAUGCCAUCUACUGUGGCUGCGGCUGCAAUCUUGGCUGCAUCCUAUGGAGCUCUACUGACCAAAGAAGCACUAGAGUCCAUGAAACUCUAUUUUUUAGACUACUAG
This is a messenger RNA of Triticum urartu, 423 nucleotides long. NCBI's taxonomy places the organism in Eukaryota, Viridiplantae, Streptophyta, Magnoliopsida, Poales, Poaceae. The record is from RefSeq and is a predicted model, not a curated record.